Molecule: messenger RNA, 1316 nt
Organism: Trichoplusia ni (cabbage looper)
Lineage: Eukaryota; Metazoa; Arthropoda; Insecta; Lepidoptera; Noctuidae
Product: regucalcin-like
Exons: 5
Coding region: 129-1106 (325 amino acids)
Biological process (GO): L-ascorbic acid biosynthetic process
Molecular function (GO): calcium ion binding; enzyme regulator activity; gluconolactonase activity
Source: RefSeq, a predicted model, not a curated record
UGUGUUGGAAAAAUUGCAGAGGAUAAUACGAAUUGUGAAAUUUUAAUCAUAUUUCCAUUAAUUCAUCGGCCAUUGUUAAUAGCGGAAUUGGGGCCCUGUUAAUCACGAAGAGGGAUCAUCCUCUGAAAAUGGUUAUUAUAACUGCAACUGUGCUAACUUUGUUUUAUAAACUUGCCAUUUAUUUCAAGCAUUGGAUGUCAGUAAAGGUCCAGAAAAUCACGGAGCCGCUGGUGCUGGGCGAGGGUCCGCACUGGGACGAGAAGCAGCAGGCGCUGUUCUUUGUGAGCAUCCUUGACCACACCAUACAUAAGUACGUACCCGCCACUGGGACACACACAAAGACAAAACUAGAUGGCCGUGUGGGUUUCAUGGUACCAGUCGAAGGCACUACUGACCAGUUCCUCGUGGGGGUGGAGCGCAAGUUCCUGGUGGUGCGGUGGGACGGCGAGGAGGGCUCGGCGGCCGCUGUCGUCCGUGAGAUAGCGGAGAUAGACAAAGACGUGCCCACUAAUAGGAUCAACGAUGGCAAGGCUGAUCCCAGGGGGAGGGUGUUCGCAGGAACGAUGGGAAAGGAAGAUGCUGUAGGCAACGUGGAUAGGAAGCAAGGAAGCUUGUUCCGCCUGGACGGGGCCAAGGUUACGAAGGUGGCUGACCACAUCGACAUCUCCAACGGCCUGGCCUGGGACCUGCGCCAGAAGGCCAUGUACUACACCGACUCGCUAGAGAGGAAUAUCAGGAGAUACGACUAUGAUGUCGAUACGGGAGAGAUUUCAAACGUGAAAUACAUUUUCGACUUCGAGAAGAACAUGAUAGAUGGCGUCCCAGACGGCACGACCAUAGACACUGACGGGAAUCUCUGGGUCGCCGUCUUCGAGGGGUCUUGUAUCCUCAAGAUAGACCCCAGGAAGGGUGAGCUGCUCCAAAAGAUCCCCAUUCCAGCUUGCCAAGUGACCUCAGCUACGUUCGGAGGUCCGAACUAUGACGUGCUGUUUGUAACAACAGCAAGUAUCGUGAGCCGAGGGCCUCAAGAGCCUCCUUGUGGAGCCACCUUCAUGGUCACUGGAUUAGGAGCUAAAGGAAACCCCAAUAUUAACUUUAAGCUUUAAUUAUGCGCACACUGUUUUUCAUAUAGUAUGUGCACGUAUAAUGUAAUCGAAAUCAACAUUUUAUAAAAACUUGUAAUCUUUAUACCAAUGUUUAGACUGAAUUAUUCGUAAUUAUACAACCUUUUAAAAGACAUUAUAUUAUCCUGUUACAAUAUUGUUAUUUAGAAAUGUAUCCGAUAUGUUAAAUAUACGUACCUAAUUGUUAUCGUA